Hevea brasiliensis (rubber tree) is the source of this 1113-nucleotide messenger RNA. RefSeq names its product LIM domain-containing protein WLIM1. Gene Ontology annotation, molecular function: actin filament binding. NCBI's taxonomy places the organism in Eukaryota, Viridiplantae, Streptophyta, Magnoliopsida, Malpighiales, Euphorbiaceae. The record is from RefSeq and is a predicted model, not a curated record. Gene Ontology annotation, cellular component: plasma membrane; actin cytoskeleton. Gene Ontology annotation, biological process: actin filament bundle assembly. The transcript is spliced from 5 exons. The coding region runs from base 237 to 827 and encodes 196 amino acids.
AUAAUAGAAAAGGCAUAAAAUAUCUCAAAGACAACGGUGGUUAGGUGCUUCAAAGUUGGACAAAGUGAUUGCCAAUUGCCACUGACAUCAAUUAUACAAGUCUGUUUUUUGGCCUCCGCAAUCCCCUGCAACCCACAUUUCUCUAUCAUCUCUCUCCCCUUAUCUCCUCCUAAUUCUUUCUUCUUCUUCCCAUUAGCCCCCUAUAGUUGCAGCUUCGAAGGUGAGAAUUUUAAGCAAUGGCCUUUGCAGGAACAACCCAGAAGUGCAUGGCAUGCGACAAGACUGUCUAUCUUGUGGAUAAGUUAACUGCCGAUAACCGUGUCUACCAUAAGGCCUGCUUCCGAUGCCAUCACUGCAAAGGAACACUCAAGCUUGGCAACUACAAUUCCUUUGAAGGGGUACUCUAUUGCAGGCCACAUUUCGAUCAACUCUUCAAAAGAACUGGCAGUUUGGACAAGAGCUUUGAGGGGACGCCAAAAAUUGUAAAAUCUGAUAAACCUGCUGAUGGUGAGAAACCUAAUGCUGCUAAAGUCUCAAGCAUGUUCGGUGGAACCAGAGAUAAAUGUUUUGGCUGCAAGAACACUGUCUAUCCAACUGAGAAGGUUACAGUGAAUGGAACUCCUUACCACAAGAGCUGCUUCAAAUGCAUCCAUGGAGGAUGUGUAAUUAGCCCAUCCAACUACAUUGCACAUGAAGGCAGACUCUACUGCAAACACCACCACAACCAACUCAUCAAGGAAAAGGGCAACUUAAGCCAGCUUGAGGGUGACACUGAAAACUCCAUGAAUGAGAAAGCUAAUGGAAGAGAAGUUGCUGCUGAAUCAUAGUCUGCCAAUCGAAGGAUAUGCUUUAAUCUUGCGUCUUCCUCCCUUAGCACAUUGUGGCCACACUUCAUGGUUUGUUCUUCCCUGCAGUCCAAAUGGCUUUGUGCUUGUAAUUAGUUGAGAUUCUUCUUGAUACUCUAAUUGCAUUGUGUGGGAUUUUUGUUUGUGUAUUUUGGGUUUUAUUCUAAUAUGGUUGUUCAGGUGAGAUUCGAAGACAUCAUAUGGUGAGCUCAACUGUUGUAAUUUGCGAAUUCUUAUUGACCUGAUGAUCAGCAUUGCUUUACCUGCA